CUCUCUCAAGGUCACCUCCGUGCUUUUAAUAUUCACUUUCCAUGUAAUGCUAUUUCACAGUUUGUAUAGGUCAAGUUCACGGUUUUUCUGUAUAUCUCGGAUUGUCUGUUCAAACACUUCAAGGUCAAUUGUCGCUGCUAUGACACAUCGCGAGUCAAUACGGCCUGUCGUUACGUCAGAUCUAUGUUCUCAGGACUUCGAUUCUGUUGUACUUGUAGUUGAAGACGUGUCAGAUGCAUCCUCGUUUACACCUCUUUUUGAAACGUUACAAGAAGCAUCACAGGUGAACCAGAAAUUCUCUUCAGAUGUCCACACCUUGACUUGUCGUUCUUUACCAUCUAAACGUUUGGUCGUUUCGUUUACUGGUCACCUUGAUCAAGAUAUUGAUGAUGCUCGUCGAAUAACUGAAGCAUCAACGAAAGGUAUAUCUCAGGCUAUCAAAGUCGGAUCUAAAAGACCUCUCCUUCUGUUGGGUCCAUUGAAAACGGCUAAAAAGUUGGAACACUCUUGGCUUGAACCAUCCGUUUCCUGUUUGGCGUCUUUGCUCGGUGCCUUCCAUGCUUUGUAUGUGCCCCUCGAAGUUCGUGAGUUUGACCGUCCGGAAGGUUCUACAUGCACAAAACCUAUUCAGUCACAAAAAGCUGAAGUCCUGGGUUGGUUUUCUGGGACACAUUACGCAGUAGACCACGAGAAACUUACUGGAUUGGCGUGGUGUUUGGAAGAGGGUCUACGAGUAGCACGUGAUAUAGGUGGAUCUGACCCAGAACGUAUGAGUGCAAAGAAUAUAGUGACGUACCUUCAAAAAGAAUUGACAGAACCUGUUCAGAUGACUGAUUGUCCUGUUGAUCGAGGGCUUUACCCUCUGGCAGCUAUAGUAGAUCGUGGAAAUAAUGAAAGACAUCGUGGUCACGUUGUACACUUAGAAUACGAUGGAUCUACACAAUCACAAAUUGAUCCUCAGCAAAUAGUCAAUUUAUUUUUAGUUGGUAAAGGUGUUACCUAUGAUACGGGUGGCUCAGAUCUUAAAGUUGGAGGUAUUAUGGCUACGAUGCAUCGGGAUAAAUGUGGUGCAGCUGCUGUGGCCGGAUUUUUCAAAAUUUUAAACUUAUUGAAACCGAAAAACCUAAAGGUGCAUGGUACUUUAGGUUUAGUUCGUAACAGCAUUGGUGAAAAUGCUUAUGUAAGUGAUGAAAUAGUAACUUCACGUGCUGGAGUACGGGUUCGCGUGAACAAUACUGAUGCUGAAGGUCGAAUGGUUAUGACUGAUUUAUUAUGUGAAGCUAAGGAGAAGGCAUUGAAAGUAUCAAAUCCACGACUACUGACAAUCGCUACUUUGACUGGUCAUGUUGGGUUAUGCUAUGGACUAGGAUAUACGGGUAUCGUUUGUAAUGGUCCGGCUAAAGAACUUGGAGAAGAUUAUGACUAUCAGUUUGCUGGAUCAUUGUUAGGUGAAAUGCAUGAAAUAUCAACACUCCGACGUGAAGAUUAUGAUGCGCAUAAAACUGAUGAAGAAUAUUCUGAUUUAUUGAAUUCUGCUCGUCUGAUUGGUGGGAAACGUAGCAGAGGGCAUCAGUCUCCAGUCGCAUUUAUGAUUAUUGCAUCUGGUUUGGACUCCGUACGUCCUAUUUAUUAUUUAAAACAAUUAGUCUUUUUGAUAUCUUUCAAUAGUGUAAUAAGGAAACGAUGUGAUGUUACGGAGAAAAACGUUGAAGAAUUUUUAUGCUAUGAAUUCAUACAUCUAUGUAUAGGUCAUAGUACAUUGAGACUUACUACACUUUUGACAACGAAAAAGUUUUUCUACAUCACCCUACCAUUCAGAGAUUAGUCUAGUAGCCUUUUAUUGAAACAUAUCAUUUUCCAGUAAAAUGUACUAUGUGGCAAAGGUCAUUGCUAUUGAUAGAGCGAGGUCCAUGCUUCGCUGAGAACCUAAACGGGAUGUAAACGACUGAGUCACAUCCCACUGUGUUUAUCACUUUACAUGUGUUUGUGAUCACAAAUAUGUAGGAAGCAGCAAUUGUGAUUUGCAAAUGAGGGUGUUUUAACAUGUACCAUCACAGAUGGAAUCAAAUAACCAAAUAAGAGUAGAUGGUAAGCAUCUAUCGUUAUCUCUUUCUAAACUCAUAAUUGAAACAAGCCAUAAGAUUGAUAUUAACUAGGCUUACGUGGUUUUCUGCAAAAGUGUCCAAUGGUAAAUACUAAGUUAUAUUGAAGCUUUGACCUUACGGAAACUGAAACCCACUUUAAUGUGUUCAAAAACAGUUUGUUAAGUUUUGCACUAUUUUCUUAAACAUUAUUUUCUUGAUUAUCAUUGUUUUCUCCUACCUUCCAUUUGUCAAGUUUACCUUUCGACUUUUCGUAUAUAAAUGUUAUUAACAAAUAUAUGUGUGAUCAGAUUGUUCGAAAAGUAAAUUCCAAUCAGUCAGUAACAACAUAGAACUUCGUACGUACGUACAUCAGUUUGAGUUGCCAUACCACAUUAGCACAGAGAUACGAUUGUCGAUUCAAAUCCCAUAGUGGUAGAGGCGGUAAGAAUAUAAGCAGUAAUCGGAAACAUUAUGAUUUGAAGAUGUUAUUCAAGGAGUAUAAUCCAGUGAAAUAAAUUUGGAAGCAGAAAAAAAGAGACAUGGAGGAUUCAGGAGAUUAGAAUUCGGGAGAACACAAAGAGUGGAUGCACCUGCGCCACUGCAAACGAUUUUGAGCCACGUCAUCCAGGGUCUCAAACCAUCGGUUGUUAUCAUCUCGCGGUCCCCAACCAGGUAGUCUACACCUACCAACAUGACUCACUCCACUUGACAGUGACUUCAUGGACUUGUGUCAUGUUUUGGUCUGGCAUCCCCUAACUUUCUUCCAAUUUACUCCUAUACCACUGAACAUCGCACGUCGAGGCAGUCGGUGGUUGGGUAUACGUAACACAUGUCCCAGCCAUCUCAACUGAUGAAGUUUCACUACGUCAUCAAUUGAUUUGCCAUCCUUACUUAGUACCCGUUCUUUUCUCGAUGAAUUCGUUUUCAAAGCUGUACAAUCCUCAAUAUAUAAUUGUUUUUUCCAAAAUGAUAAUAUUUAAAAAAUAAUAGUAAUAAAAUUCUGUUAAUUAAUUCAUUGGAACACAUUAACUUUGGUACAAUCGGGCGCCAAAUACAUGUGCGCCACACGAUAACAAUGAGGUUGUGAAGAUAUAGAGAAUAUAAAGUGCGUAUAAUAAAAGGUAGAACAAACAGAACUUAGUGUAUUAGCGUGCAAUAAUAAUAAUAAUGGGAGAGGCAGUUCAGUUAGCAGAAAUACAACAAGAAAGAAUUCUUUCAGUUACGUUCAUUUUUUACCAAAAAUGUUACAGCAGGAUCGGCACCGGCUUCUGUUCUUUAUCAUGUCUGACAAGUCACUGUGUUGCAACAUCUCUAAGAAGAAUCAACAGAAGUCAGUCCUGUACAGCUUUCUUUCAUAUCACGAUGCUAUGUCGUACACUGACCACCUUUCAACAUUUCCCAACCAGUCUCAACGUUGUCAUUUUCUGGGAUGGCACUUGUAGAACAUGUCAAAAACACUGAAUUCAAUUUUCCAAGGUGGUUAUACCAAUUGAAUUAUCAUCUCUGCCCGAACACACGAUGCUGAACCUCUGCAUUACUAACAUGGUGUUGCCACUGGAUGUCAGUAAUCCGUCGGAGACAACGAUAAUCAAACACAGUGUCAUCUAACAUCCUCAACUCAGAGAGGCCAGGUUUCACAAGCAUAGAGGAAAACUACUCUCAAUGACGCGUCGUAGAUCCGAUCUUCUACAGCCAGGUUAACAUCACCAGUCUAUGAGGUCACUGCCAAUUAAACUGAGUUAUAAUAAUCGGUGGUCACAGACUUCGUCCACAUUGGCGCAUAUACAUUGACCUUUUAGCUUCCUUUAGAACUUGAUUCUCAAGGUAUCCCUAUGUUUUUUUCUUUUAUUUUUCUACCAUUAUUGGUUUUUCUACUACUCUGGGAUUUGCCUUGGUUAUUUCGUCUCGUCUUACACUUUGUAUACACUAAUACCACUCUUAUCAUCUCAGAUAAUUUCCAGUUUUAGCCAAUCGUGUCUCAUGUCACGGUAAGGAUUUUUGUGUAGUUUUAUCUCUAUUUUCGUCUUACGCCCGCUUUUUAGAGAAUUUAAUUUAUCUAAUUUGUAAGUAUAUCUUAUAUGUAAGAGGGCAUUGUACGCGUCAUUCGAUAACCACUGUGAUCAAAUUGUGACACUUCUAUUAUUCGUUUAGUUAACUGGACAUUACAUUAACAUGUAUUACUAGUCGUUUAAAUGCUUUCGUCAUUGAAUGACACAACGACAAUCUUUUUAAUCAAAAUAUUUAUUUCUUUAUAACUUCCCUAGCAUUUGAAAAAUACUGAAAAGCCUUUGUCGUACACACAUAUGGAUAUCGCUUCAAGUAAUGGUCCUUGUCCUGGCAUUCCAACUGGUACGCCUAUUUUAACACUAGCAUCGCGUUACAUUCUUCCAGAACAGAUGAAAUGGCCUAAUAGAAAGGUGUAAAAAUGAUCGAAUUGUCGACAUUUUUAUUAAGUUAAAUGUUGAUAUGAACGAUUUUCAAGAUAGUAGGAACUUGUUGUCAAGUCGGGUAAUAGUUUUGAUUCACAGCUGAUGUAACAAUGUACUUUAUAAUAAUUGUUUCUUAUAGCCUUUUUAAAUUUUGGUACUCAUGUAUUACAUCAUUUAGUAGUAAUUUGUUGUUAAGUCGGGUAAUAAUUUUGAUUCACAGCUGAUGUAACAAUGUACUUUAUAAUAAUUGUUACUUAUAGCCUUUUUAAAUUUUAGUACUCAUGUAUUACAUCGUUUAAACCUUUAAUCAAACUAUCUUAAAUGGAUUUUUUAAAAGUUCAAUGGUUUGUUUUCAUUAUCACGUUCUUGGAUUGUUGUACCGUACUGCUCGUAGUUGAACAGUUGUCUUAAUUUCUAAGGCGUUUUGCUUUCAACCACUAACUCUCAGGAUUGAAUCUCUGUUUGUAUGAUCAACUGACUAGUAUCACUAACCAUUAUACAUUCAAAAUGUUUGCGACGGAACCAAGUACACUAGUCUGAGUUAAUAACAAGGAUUUACUUACUUACUUACGCUUGUUACUCCUCGUGAAGGAGCAUAGGCCGCUCACC
Molecule: messenger RNA, 5122 nt
Organism: Schistosoma curassoni
Lineage: Eukaryota; Metazoa; Platyhelminthes; Trematoda; Strigeidida; Schistosomatidae
Source: the annotation of a GenBank genome assembly